This is a messenger RNA of Rhopalosiphum padi (bird cherry-oat aphid), 728 nucleotides long. RefSeq names its product histone H1A, sperm-like. The coding region runs from base 52 to 675 and encodes 207 amino acids. Gene Ontology annotation, biological process: chromosome condensation; negative regulation of DNA recombination; nucleosome assembly. NCBI's taxonomy places the organism in Eukaryota, Metazoa, Arthropoda, Insecta, Hemiptera, Aphididae. The record is from RefSeq and is a predicted model, not a curated record. The transcript has a single exon. Gene Ontology annotation, molecular function: structural constituent of chromatin; nucleosomal DNA binding; double-stranded DNA binding. Gene Ontology annotation, cellular component: nucleus; nucleosome.
UUCCACUGUAUUACUUCGAGUUAGUCUACUGCAUUCGACAUCAACUCUACCAUGACAGAAACCGUCGUUCUCGCCGCUCCGGCACCAGUAGCCGCAUCGCCGGCCGCGAAAAAGUCUCCUGCCAAGAAGAAGGCUGCUGCUGCUAAGGCAAAGAAGCCCGCCGCGUCCCAUCCGACUACCUCCGUAAUGGUCACGUCUGCCAUCAAAGAACUGAAGGAGAAAAAAGGUUCGUCUUUGCCGGCUAUCAAGAAAUACUUGGCUGCCAACUACAAAGUCGAUCCCGCCAAGCUGGCACCGUUCAUCAGGAAAUUUUUGAAAGCCGCCGUCGCCAACGGAACCGUCGUACAGACCAAGGGCACUGGCGCUUCUGGUCACUUCAAACUACCGGUUGCCGAGGUUAAACCGAAAAAGGCAGCUGUAGUCAAGAAGAAGAAACCAGUCGCCAAGAAAGUCAAAGCCCCUGGUGCCGUAAAGAGGAAGUCGACGUCUGCUAAGAAAGUGAAGCCCGCGUCCGGCGAACCAGCAGCUAAAAAAGUCAAAAAAGCUGUCGCCGCUAAGCCUAAGGCUGUCAAACCGAAGAAAUCUCCGGCCAAGGCAAAAAAACCUGCUGGCGCUGUCAAACCCAAAGUGAAAAAGACUCCAACCAAGAAAACAGCAGCACCCAAGAAGAAGUAAAUUGUGAUCGACCCUCUCAACCCUUUAAAAACGGUCCUUUUCAGGACCACCAA